AUGUCUGACAUCUCCGAGGAGGAGUUGAAGUACCUUGCGGAAAACGCAGACCGCCUCGUCCCUUACUGUCCGCCUGGAUACUUCGCUCGCAUUCAAGCCGAGGCCCUCGCCGCCCGCGAGCUCAAGAAGAAGGAGGAAGAGAAGGAGAACGAGGAGGAGGAGGAAGAGGAGAACAACAACAAGAAGAAGAAGAAGAAGGACGAGGUGAAUAAUGACGAGGAGAAGAGCGACGAGGAGGGCAACGAGAACUGGGAGGACGAUGACGAGGAGAACGAAGGCUGGGAGAGCGAGGAGGAUGAGCACGAAGACUGGGGAGGGUAUCCAAAUGAAGGCCUUCCCAUUAUCUUCCACCUCUCUCACUUCGACUACGACAAGGACGGAAAUCUCGUGCCUCGUGUGGGACCCAAGACCCUUGCCCUGUAUUACGACGAAGAAACCGGAGACUACGUUGGCGAGGUGAUCGCCAAGGUCGAGCCGCAGGAGGUCGAGGAGCAGGAAGCCAAGCAGCAGACGGCCAAGGAGCAGAAGAUCGAGCAACAUAAUGUUGAGGAACCCACGAAGCAGCCCUACUCCAAGCCUGCUCCCCAGCGCAAGCCGAGAACCAACCUCUCCCUCCCCAAGCCGAUCCCCGCCUUCCCGGGAUACAAGAACCCCGACCUCCGAAUCAAAGAAGACUGGACCUUGCCCAUCGACCAGGUCGACUGGAAGGCACUUCACUAUCGCGAGGUCAUGCGGUCCAGAGAGAUGGGCGAGUGGCAUCGCUCCCAGUACAGGCUCGCCGUGAAGGACUGCAAGAAGGCCUGGAAGAAGGCAUCGCAGCGUCUGAAGGAGGGUCGCGGCGUCGUCAUGACGGAGGUUGUUCAGGAACCCGACCAGCUGGAGAUUUGA
Messenger RNA from Colletotrichum gloeosporioides, 888 nucleotides. RefSeq lists its product as uncharacterized. Lineage: Eukaryota; Fungi; Ascomycota; Sordariomycetes; Glomerellales; Glomerellaceae. The record is from RefSeq and is a predicted model, not a curated record. The transcript is spliced from 5 exons. The coding region runs from base 1 to 888 and encodes 295 amino acids.